Molecule: messenger RNA, 11220 nt
Organism: Lymnaea stagnalis (great pond snail)
Lineage: Eukaryota; Metazoa; Mollusca; Gastropoda; Lymnaeidae
Source: the annotation of a GenBank genome assembly
GGAUCACACGGCAACCAAUGAAAAGGACUCAUUUCUUCAUACGUAAACAAAGAACACUGUGAUGGUCGCUGGGUUUGAUCAGCUGUUCUCCGUCCUGUCAACAAAAUAAUUGCAGCUAGCCAGCUCUAAUUCAAAUAACGUACUUACUGCUACAAUUUAUACAAAAUCUACUUUAACGUGUAAAGGUCAUAGUCAGCACAGGUAAUUUUAACUAUAUUUGUCUGAGUGUGUUUAAAUUAACUCCUAGAUAGCUGGUGUCUUGCCCUGAAAUAACUGGCUGGAUUUUAGGUCACAAUAAUCAACAAAGUAGUCACCACUAUUAUUAGUAUGUGCAUUAGUGAUCCCGCGAUCUAAAACGCAACAUUAAUUUCGCGGUUAGAAUAACUUUUGGCAUUGUAAUCUGUAAUAAUUUCCUGUAAAAGUUGAGUUGUUUGGCUUGCUUUAUGUAUAAAUUUGGAGUGAGAUGGGAUUUUGAAAAGAAAAAUGAUGACCUUCAUUUUGGUUUAGUAGAGUUUAAGUUCAAUCGGGUUAGGCCAAUCUCAAACAUCAGUGACGCGUUGUCUAUUUUUUUUUAAAGCUGUCCUGUGUUCGGUACGCUACGGACUUGGUUUGUUAACUUUAUGGAAUGAAUGUGUCCUUAGAAUUAUAGGGAACCCAAAAACUUCCCUUAUUGAACUUAUUGACUAAUUGCAAUGUUAAGUUCAUAAUAAAGUAGAAAGGCGUUUCCCAAAUCAACUAGAAGUGGAAAGGUCGUUACCUAGUACAUGUAUUUACGAUUACGGAUUGCGUUUAUUUUUAGAAGUCAGUCAGCGAUUGGGUUUUAAGCCAUUAGCAUUUGGUAGGACGUAUUUACUUUUCUUAGAAGUGGAUUGCACAAGCCACAGAAAUAAUUGGCAAAAUCUUUUUACUUAGUCCAAUAUUUCUCUUACGCUUUGUCUUAAGCCUAGCCUAUAGGCUUAAUUAAUAAUUGAUACAUUUUUUCACUUACAUAUAAUAUUAUAUGAAUAUGACCUGUCACUGUCACCUGUGUCUAAUUUCAUAAUCAUUCAUGGUUUAUGAAUUAUUUUAAUAAUAUAUAUUAAUUAUUAGGCAUGCUGCAAAGGCAUAGGCUAACACUAACCGGUCUUACAUCUUUAAUUGAUUAGUUAAUGCAAAUUUUGGUCAUUAUCUUGUGCAUUAGUUCAUCUGACUGGCAUCUGCAUUGUAUUCACCCUGCUCCUUGUGUAAGUAGGGCAAAAUACACAAUUUGUAUUGUGACUAAAUUCUUAUUGUAGGCUAUAGCUAAUUUGUUUUGUAUUAUUAUUCUCAGCAGUUAUGUUAAAAAAUGGAUAAAUUCUUUUUAAAAUUGUAUAGCUUUUAAAGUAAAACAAUGUUAGUAGUUCUAUAAGUUAUGUGGACAAUGUGAUGAGUUGUAGAAUGAGUAGCCUUCCUUUAACAACAUACUUAAGUUUUUAAAUUUAAUCUAAGUGUUCCAAGUUGUUACUUUAACUUAAGUUCAAAAGAAAAGUAAUUCAGUAAGUAAUACAGAACUUUUAGACCAUUGACUACUCUUUUAUUUUGGCAUUGUUAUUGUUAGUAGUUUUAAGGAUAUGUCUGAAAUCUACUAUGCAUAAAGCUUUUAUUUUGUUGAACAUGUUUUAUUGUCUUUUAUUCUCUAGUACAAGAUCUGAAACAUUUUAAAAAUUAAGUCUACUAAUGCUUUAGUUUAAAGUUAAGUGUCCUCAAAUCUAUAUUUCAAAUAUAGAUCAUGCUGUGAUCCUUGUUCUAUUCUGCAUGUAUGUAGGUCUUAAUCAGUUAAAAUUGAUUAAUUAAAGUGUAUGGACUUUCAGGGCCAAAUUGGUGGUCUAAUUUUGGUUCAUGUGUCAUAUUGUAAUUAGAGCAACCACAAGAUGCCUCAGAUAAUUCAAUGUGUACAUAAGAAAUAUUGCAUCAUUUUUAUGCAACCAUCUCUUAAGGGGAAAUCUAUAAAUGAGGUCACACACAUUUUGAAAUAUUUUUUUACAACACCCCCCCCCCCCCUCCAAUUGUCUCAAAAAGUUAGACCCCCACCCCCUCAAAUUCCUCAGAUAAUUCAAUGUGUACAUAAGAAAUAUUGCAUCAUUUUUAUGCAACCAUCUCUUAAGGGGAAAUCUAUAAAUGAGGUCACACACAUUUUGAAAUAUUUUUUUACAACACCCCCCCCCUCCAAUUGUCUCAAAAAGUUAGACCCCCACCCCCUCAAAUAUAACGUCACAAAACGUCACUCCGCUCCCAUUAAAAAAAAAUCCCUCUGUCCUUUACAAACCCUUAAGAAAUACACCUCCCAUAGAUAUCAAAUUACUGCCCAUGUGUCAGAAACAUUUCCCUAGAACAGCAGUUCUUAACCAGGGGUAAAAGUACCUCCCCAGCCCUGAGGUGCGGAAGACCAGAAAAUUCGUUUUGCUGCCAUUGCUAGUUCUUUUUAUGCAUUUUGAAUAGUAUCAGUAAAUGUUUUUCUUGUGAAUUUUAUUGCACAUUGUUUGUAUUGGUAAUUUUUUUCCUUGUUUAUUUAAAGUUAAUUAAAUAAAUAAAACUACGAUAACUAAAUUAUUUAAUGAUUUUCAAAUUUUAAUUUAUUACAAUAUAAUUUAUAAAGUUGGCAGUGGGGAUGUUUAAAAUGGUGUGGGCCUGCAGUGCUGCAAAAAGGUUAAGAAUCCCUGCACUGGAGCAUAAUUCACUAAGAUCAAACACCCCCACCCCCCAACCAUUUUUUUCGUUCCAUCCCACUUUACGAGGUAUUACGAAUUCUAUGACUCCCAUCUCAACAUUUUGACAUAAAUUCUCUCAGCUGUCAAUGUCACUUCACUUCACCCAUUUUAUCCUCCUCCUUGGCGGCCUGUAACUUGAUCAGAUGUCAUUUCUCUGACUUCCCAUCCCUGUACUGAUUCUCUCAGAGGUCGUAGUUUGAAAAUAAAAUGAAAAUUGUUGUAUAAAAGAAUAAUGUUAAAAAUGUUUUUAAUUUAGGGUUAUUAAGUGCAUUUUUUUACUAUAAAUCUCUGCUUUUCACCUGACAUUAUAUUGCUUAAUGCCCCCCUCCCACUCGUCACUCAUCGUGGCAUAAAUGUGACACCCCCCUCCCCUUAGAUGCGUGACAUCAUUUAUGGAUGGCCCCCUUUACUAUAAUUUAGGGUAUAUAAGUGUUGAUUUGGAAACAUAGAGAAACAUUUUUAUUUUACACAGAUACAGAAUACUCUGGUGAUUUUAAAAAAAAAAUACUUAUGUUAUUUCUUAACCAAUUGAAUGUGCUGUUUCCCUGCAUUUUAUUAUGGGUGCAUGUUCACUUUUAUUUUUAAAUUUAACCUUUAAAUCAUAUGUUGGUUUCAGAAUUUAAUUGAAAUUUAGUAUUGAAAAAAUGAAAAAAUGUAAUUAAGGGAUGUAAUCUUUAAAAAAAAAUAUUAUUUAAGCACAACUGCUGGCCUGUCAACCAUGAAAAUAUAUCCUAUAUUUUAUAACACAAAUAAUUGUGUGUUCCAUUUAAUUAUUCCUUAUCCUCCUUAACUGUUAUGUAUUAAAUUUCUUCAACAGAUUAUAAAUAAUGUUUUAUAUAAACAAGUUCUUGUUCGGUGUUGAUCCUGAGCAGCAGUAUCAAAAUCCGGCAGAUGGCACUGGAGAACAACUGAAAACCCAGCAGAUUGAUGAUUGGGUUGUUGUUGAAACAUCGGGUAAGAUUGGUAAAUAAUUAAAAAAACAAAAAAACUUUAAUAUUAAAAUUCUGUUUUAGAAAUAUUAUUAAAUCUUUGAGACAACUUAAUAAUUUGAGCAUCAAUAAUAUUGUGAUCUUUUUUUGUUCUAGAAGCAUGCAGUUUUAAAUGAUUGGUAUAUUUGUGAUGGGAAAAAAUACAGUCAGUGAAUGAAUUGGCUCUGUGUUUAAGAAAAUUUAAUAUUGUAUGAAUAUCAAACAGCAGAGCAGUUUGUUUAUUACAGAAGAUAAGAUAAGCCAAUGAUAAUGGGCUUUACAACUUUAAAAAGUGCAAUUUCAUCUUUUUUUUUCUUCCCUUUUCAGAUAAAGAGAACUGUGGGCCGUUUUCUCACUCCACCCCUCACACUCAUCAUCAUCACCCUCAUCGCCACCACCACCUUCAUCAUCCAUUACAAAACCCUCACACCGCACAUGUGGGAGGACAUGAUUCCUUAUCGCAAUCUCAGAGCUCAUCCUGUGUCGCAGAAGAAUAUCUGGAUGAUGCAGACACGUUGGCUCAAAACUUAGACACUAGUGGUCAUGCCACUGAUGGUAAUUGCUUAGCCCUGCAUCCAAAUUUCCCUCUUCAGGAUUGUGGCAAUACUAAUUUUGAUAUUGACAGCAACUGUUCAUCAGACACAGAGUCCUCUCAUGGCUCUGUGUUCUCUGCCAGCUCAGGCAGGUCUCAUGCCACUUACCGGCCACGUGGAAAUGGCAGUGAGCCGUGGGUGGUGGCCCCUGCUCCGUGCUUCACUGGCUCCCAAGUGGGCGAGCUCAACGCCAUUUCACACAGUCCAAUGGAGAACCUCCUGAUAGAGCAUCCAUCAAUGUCUGUGUAUCUCUCCAUACCCCAUUCAUCCCGGCCCCCAUCUCACCCCUUCCUUUCCACUCGUCUCACAGGUGAAAAUAACGGAAGCAACUUACAGGAGGAAGGAGAUGAAUUGCCAACAGAGCACGCAGAGGUGAGGGAGGAAGAAUUUGUUGCGCAAGACCAGACAGAUGUAGUCCCUCUGCAGCCCAGAAGAAUUGCUCAGAUUAUACCCCCAAGUCUCCUCUCACCCCAGCAAAUUGUUAAAAACGUCCACACUGCCCGCCGUAGCCAGCGCAUUAAAACUCAGGAAAAUAUAAGUAACAGUAAGUGUGAUCGCCAGAAUAAGGUGCGGGAUUAUCAAGGGUAUACCAAGGGAAAUAAUAGGAAAAAUAAGCGAAUGAAGCCAUCUGGCUGCAAAGCUUCCCGCUUCAAUCAACGCAUGUAAUCACGGAUGGACUUAGAUCUCUUAGAUAAAUGGAAAUUAUUUUUAAAAUAACCUUGUGAUAACUUUUUAUGCUCAAGCUCAGUUAUUUCUUGGGUAGAAUAAUUUAUUAAUUCUAUAAACUUAGAAAACAAAUAAAAAGCUCACUAUUUUAUAAAUAACACAUUUUGUAAUUUUUUUUCAGUAAAAACUUUGAAUUAAAUUAUUGCUAUGCCAUACACCAUGUUAAUAAGUUUUAUUAGUCAUAUCCCUUUGUUAAUGAUUUUUAUUGAUUAAGAUGAUUUGAUAGCCAUCACUGUUGAUGUGAAUGUGAAAACUAAUAAAUAACUUGUUCUGCAAGCUUAUUACAAUAUGCAAAUUUAUCCACAAAAUUUUUUAAAAGACAGUUCUGUAACACUGAUAUUACUAAUAAUAUUAGUGAUGGAAAAAAUAAACUAGAACAAUAUUGUUCUUGAGUCUUUCCUUUCUAACCUCUACCUCAUUCUUCUUUAAGAAUAAAUGAAGCUUCGGUGAAAUGAAAUUGUGAUGUGAAUCGGUUGUUAAUAAAAAUUUUUCCUGCCUUCAUUUGCUCAUGCCAUUUUCUACCCUUGAAAUAACUAGUCUUGACUAUAGAUAAAGUGAAAUUGCAGCAGAGAUUUUGAUUUUUAUCGCAGUAGCUGCUUGGUUACUGAUGAUAAAAUUCAAAAUAAAAUUUAAAUUUCAUGAUUGAUUUUUUAACUCUGAAUGACAGAAAAAGAAGACCUAACGCAGUAGAAGAAGAUAAAAGAGCUUUUGCAAUAUAUUAGAAAUUUUAAUUUAAAAGCCUUAAAUUAUUGUUGAAGCCUUUAGAUAUAUUACACCCCUCCUCCCCACAACAGGUUGUGUGGGAAAUUUGACUCAAUAACCAUGUAACCGUUUUUUGUUUUUUUCCACUGCAUAUACUGAUAUUAACUUAUUUAUUAUAUUUUAUGUCAAUAGCGUUAGCAGAUCUGUUGUAAACAAUUUUUCAGAUGUAUAUAAAAACAUUAAAGUUAAACCAGAAACCAAAAAAAAAAAAGAAAGAAAAAAAGGGAAAAGUUGAAUAUAUAUUAAAAAAAUUUUGGUAACAUCCUAGACUAUUGGUUUGUUCAUGUUUGCUACCUGUUCAAAAAAUUUUUUGUUGACUUUAUUUUUAAAAGAAAUUUUUUAGCAGUAAAACAUAUAAGCUAAUUGGAAACUCCUCAGAAUUGUGUUGGAAGCUAUUUUAAAAAAAUCUUUACCUUUUUUCCAAGCUUUGAGUUUUGUUUUUGCUUUAUUUUAUUAAAUAAGAAAGAAAUGCUGCUCUUUUUAUUGCUUUAACAAAUUUGUUUUACAAAAUAAUAUAGGCCCUUGCUGACAGCUAAAUAAAUAAACAGGAGAAGUACUGUGUGUAAAUUUGUUUUUUUAAAUUAAAAAAUGCCCUCACCCAGAGACAACAACUGUGGGAACAGUGAAUAUAAAGAUAUUCAUGCAUUUCCAGACAUGUCGUUUCAAACUAUAUAUUCUGAAUACUACUUUGGAAAUUAUAAACUAAUUUAGAGCUUUGGGAAUUUUAAAAAUGCCACAAGGAUUGUUCACCUCUAGUUGAUGAUUAAGUGAAAAUUUUUACUCACACUCUUGCCAACAAAAGCGUAGAUAUAGUUCUGACUUGUCAUUGCUGUAUAAAUAUAUACAUUUGAUCGAUGUUAUUUUGAAAAUGUGUUGGUUUAAGAACAAUGGGUCAGUUGAGUGCAAGUAAAUUACAUGAAACAUGAUAGAAAUUGUGCGCAAGACUUAAAUAACUUGAUAAUACGCAUGCAGAUAUUUUGUAAAAAAAUAAACAAACCAUCUUUGUUAAAUUGGUGCUGAAAUCCAUCUGACCAUCAAUCAAUAUUCACUUCAUCAUUCAGGAAUGUCUACUGCUCGAGUCAUCUUUGCUAAUGUUUAAAGUUGCAACAGUUUUAAAGCUUGGAUUACUACUUUGAAAAAGCUAUUACAUUAAUUCUUUGAUUAACUUUUUCACCGACAUGUUGUUUUGUUGUUUAUUUUACAUUUGGUGGUUGAAUUUUUUAACAACUCUUUUUUUAAGUCAAUUUUUUUUUUUUUUUUUAAAUAAUUAUAAGUCACUAUAUAAUAUUUUGUUUUUAAGAGUACUAGUGACAUUAAAAAACUAUUAUCAUGAACAUUACCAGAUUGCUAGUACAUGUUUACCCUAAAAAAAUUAUCAUGGUUUUUUUUUGUUUUUUAUUUUUUUUUUGGUUGUUGAUUUUUUUAACUACUUUUUUUUUAAGUUAAUUUUUUUUUUUUUUUUUUAAAUAAUUAUAAGUCACUAUAUAAUAUUCUGUUGUUAAGAGUUCUAGUGACAUUAAAAAACUAUUAUUAUGAACAUUACCAGAUUGCUAGUACAUUUGUACCCUAAAAAAAUUAUCAUGGUUGGCACUGAGUGCUUCUGUGUAUAUAACAUGUAAAACUUGCUGUUUGUUGGGGUAAAAGUAAUCUUUGACAUUGUGCCCCGGCACACUGAUCUGAUCAAGAGCCAUAUGCAUGCAAUAAAUGUAUUUUGCCCUUUGUCUAUUGAAACCAAGAAUGUACUACAAAUUUAACACCAGAACUGCUACUAAGUAACUUUAAAAUGUUAUUUUUUUAAUCAAUGUUAUUUAUAUAUAUAUAUAUUUUAAAAACUUGUCAUUCAUGUAAAUUUCUACGGUUGUUAUAUGACCUGUCUUUUUAAAUCUGUUUCUGCUUUUAUUUCAAUAUGGCUAACAAUUGUGUUAUAGGUCCACCUAAGCCUUUUCUAACUGUUCCUGCCUCCCCUAUGUCCGUUGAAGAUAUUUUAUAGAUGAAAUAAUUUUCAAUAAGCCAUUCAAAAUAUAUUUUUUUCUAAACCAUUAUCUUGAUUUAAUAUUUUUGGAGUGUUUAUUUAAAUUAGGAACUUUUAUAGGCUGUCAAGGAACACAUAAUAUCUAUGGCUAGAAUAUUGCCACCAAAUUUGUUGUUUUCCUAAAUGUAUAAAUCUCUAAUGAUAUUUAAUUUUGAUAAUUUUAUUCUCUCCAGAUCUUUAAAAAGGCAAAAUAUAAGGUCUUUAGCCCAAUAGAUUUCAGUAGUUACAAAAGAAACACUAUUUAAAAAAAAAAAAAAAAGUAGAUUUGAGCAAAACUAAACUGCUUAAUAAUGUUACUUUAGGGGUGGAGGGGUGUUGAAUAAAAUCAAAAUGGUAGUUCAUGUCUAAAUAUUUAUCUUCUUUACACUGUUUGCAGUAAGAGUGCUCUUUGAGUUGAGUGUAGUUGAUAUUUCAAAUAUCUGUUACGAGUGUAGAAAUGAGAAUUUUACAUUUUGUGUUAGUUCUUAUGCAACUCAUAGCUUGUGGUAGAUUUGUGUUGUAAAAAAAACUAUUUAAUAGUUGUAGUAGCUAUGCCCUCAUGUAAGAAUUUUUCAAUUUUUAGAAUAUUGAUCUCAUUGUUGUUUUAAAACCUAUUGGAAAAAAACAACAAAUAAUUGUUCAAAAUCCAAAAAGUGUGUAGGUUUAAAGAUUAAGAAAGUGUCUUCAAGCUUUGAAAUGAGAAUAUUGUGUGCGUCUACAAAUUUGUGAUACAACAUUUAAGGGCAGUUCUUUCACAAUUUCUUUACCAUUUCUUUGUCAUUGGACUAAUGAAGAAAAAAAAAAAGUUGUGGGGUGGAAUGACUGAUCAGGAAGGAGAGAGAAUAACAAGGAGAGUCGUCUAACCUGUUAACAAUAUUCCACGUUUUUCUAUACACCUAUGUGAAUGUUUUAAUUUUAGUACAAAAAAAAUAAUGUAUAGUUUAUUUAAAUAUACUGGCAACUGAAAUCUUCUGUGUAAAUACUUAAAGAGUGAAUUUUUAAUCAGUUUUCAUGUUUAAAGUGGCAUUGUUAUAUAGGAGUUGUACUUUUAAAAAUAAUCUGUGAUUCUUUUUUUUUUAAAUUUUCCACAAGGGCCAUUUUUUGUUGUUACACUAUGGCAAAACAUGUAAUAUUUUAAUUAUUUUCGUGUAAAUGAAGUAGUGCUGGAAGCAAAAAAGAUCAGCUGCUCUUUUUUUGUUUGCAAUAAGGGUUCUUACACCCCAGAAAAUAAACUCCAUUACAAUCAAACUAAGUCAGAUAUAUCAUUAGUUAUAUUUAAUUUAACGCAUUUUUAAAACAGAUUUUAAUGAAACAACUAUGAAAUGCAAUAAAACUUGUGACAUCAACAUAAGCAUUGAGAAUAAUGUAAAGGGUCUGUAGCUCACUGUUAAAAAUUAAAUAAAAACAAAAACAGUAUAAAUUGCUCCGUUUUCUUGCAUGGUUCACUUCCAAGGUUAAGAAUAUCAUUUAUAAAUUUAAGUUUUCAACAUCAAAAAUAAGGAAAGAAAUAAUAAGUAUACAUUUGAUUUGCACGGAAAAAAUCACUCGCAUUUCUAUUUCAAAAACAAUAGUUUUUUAAUGUUCUUUUAACUAAUUUAUACCAACCAGAACUAAUAAAUGUCAAUACUCGGAGGUCGAGAUUCUAUCUCUUAGGACCUCUGGCCGCGAAACAUAGCCUAGUAGUCCCUUGGGACUCCGGCCAUGCAACUCGGCCUUGAGUAACAGGGUUUUGGGCAGGUUUCUUCCACUCAUGAGGGAGCAGUUUUGCGUCACAGUCCCCCUUGCCCAUUGAGUCUUACGGUCGGUACGAAGGGUUGGAACAGUUUUUCUUCCUCUCCGGAGAUGGCGUUGCGUUGCAACCCCCACUGCCCCGGGAGCUGUACGUUUCCUUGGUGCGGGACGGCUUUGCUUCCUCUCCGGGAGUAGUCACGAGCUUAACUUUCUCCCACCGUUCCUAAGAGUUGUGCGAGCAAUUGGUUCCCAACGAAUUGUUUCCCUCCGGGGAGGCGUUGUGUUGCCUCAAGCCCGCUACCCGGGAGCGGUUCGAUCUGGACUGUGAAGGGUCAAAACGGUUUUUACUUCCUCUCCGGGGGAGGCGUUGCGUUACCUCAACCCACCAUUCGGGGAGUGGUUCGGACUGGACGUGGCGGGGACAAAACGGUCGCCUAGGGGCGGCUUUCUCAGGGCCGCGUCUUUUUAAUCACUGGCAAGGGUUUGGGCGGCCACCCAUUGCCUCAUACCCAUCAACGGCAACACGUAAUCAUGUUAGCGCUUAAACUUCCGUUGCGUUGAAAUUCAUGCGUUUUGCCUGGGAUCUUUUAGCUUCAGAAGGAGAAACUCCCCCCCUACUAGUCAGGCACGCCACGAAGAGGUAAGAUCCCGUGUAACACCACAGAGAGCUUGUGGUGCUGGGCAAGGAUUUUCCAAAGGUCCACCCUUAAACCCGCCUGACCAACCAGAACUGAAAGGAACAAUCAGUCAUAAUGCACAAUUUUUAAACUGAAAACAAAACAUGAUAUCAAAUUAAGCAAUAAUCAAUUGUACUAUUGUUCAUUUCAAUAAUUAUAAAUUGAAGGGAACUUGUGUGUUUUAAGACUAACUGCAGGAGAGAUAUUGUUCAUUUUACUUAAUAUGUGACUCUCUUUCUUUCAUUAUUAAUUUAUAUUAAUAAAUGACUUUUGCUGACUUAUUCGCUGUGACCUGUUCCAGUGACCACACUUUAAUUCACCCUUUCACACAUGCACCAUUUUAAAAUAUGAUUGUCUUCACCCUUAAUUUGGCUCCAUUUGAAUAUUUUUUGGUAGUUUUAAAGCAUGCAUUUUACAGCCAUUAGUUUUUUAAUAUCCCUUUCCAAUAUCCUUAAGUAUCUGGAUUUUAUUGUAAUUAGCUGUAAGAUAUAAUUUCUUCUUCUAUAUCUUAAGGGCCCACGAUCAAUUUAUUGAUCAUUUUGGCUCCUAUGUGGCUUUCUGUAAGUUAGUAAAUUAGCCAAAUUAUGACUUUGUGUACAUUUUGGGAUCUAGCAGUUAAAAAGCAUCUGUUUUCUAGAAUAGCUCCAACUUUUUAAUGCCUCAGAGAUUCUAUAAGGCUAAUACAUUGGAUUCAGCAUAUAGAAAUGUAUAAUUCUAAUAUACUUAUAUAUAUAUAUAUCUAUAAUCUGUUGUGUAUUUAAAUUAAGCACAUUUUUACUUUGUUUUAAUCUAGAAUGAAAGUGUUCGCACAAUGCUGACAUGUAUAAAUAUGUCCAUCAAAUGGAAAAAGGUGAACUACUUUUCAGAUGUUAAUCUUGUAUAGCCUUAUUAUAGUAUAUGACUGUACUGUAAUUUAAUUUCCAUUAAAAGUUUGAACCAAAAAAAAAAUUAAAUAAAUGUUUGUUUUUAAAUGGCAUAUGAUUUUUUUAAAAGAGUCUUUAUUUAAUAUGUCUGUUGUUAUUUCCU